Messenger RNA from Cherax quadricarinatus, 3046 nucleotides. The record is from RefSeq and is a predicted model, not a curated record. Lineage: Eukaryota; Metazoa; Arthropoda; Malacostraca; Decapoda; Parastacidae.
GAGUGAGGUGUGAGGUGAAGCGUGAUGGCAUAAUGGCGUCAGGCAAGGACCGGAGGGGCUACGAGCACGAGUCUUCCAGUGACACUGAUAACCCGGACUCUGAUGACCGACGACCCAGGCCUUACAGGAACCGCUUUGGAUACCAGUCUUCGUGAGUACCCCCGUGUUGGCAGGGCAGGGUACAGCUCCUCACCCAAGCCCAAGUCAUGUUUAGUGCAACGCGGGGAGUCUCCAGGAUCAGUCACAGUGUCACACCACACUCACAGCAACUCCAGAACACACCACCACGAGUCAGCCAUACCCAAGAUGACGCACCAGCACAGAACAGGGCCGUUGCGUAAAGGAGAUGGAAAUUUGGCUGAUGACAAACAAAUGAAUGAAAUACCCCAGUCACUCUGCGACUGUCCUCAUGUAAGGAACCGUGGAGUUAUGCAGCGAGGUUCACUUGGCCACUCCUCGUCACAUGAAGAUUCCUCACCGCAUGCGUCCCCUCAUCCCUCACCACAUCUCUACAGCUCCUCGCGCCCUGCACCCCAGGCAAACACACACCAGUGCCAACAUGUCAAAGAGAGUGGCCCACCUCCGUCCAGUGACGAUCGCAUCACACUGGUGGUGGAAGGCACCCGCUUCAUUGUUGAUCCAGCCAUAUUCACUGCUCACCCUAACACUAUGCUUGGAAGGAUGUUUUCAUCGGGUCUGGAAUUCACACAUCCUAAUGAAAGAGGAGAGUUUGAGGUAGCAGAAGGCUUUUCUUCAGCUGUGUUCCGUGCAGUCUUGGAUUAUUAUAAGAGUGGAACAGUUCGCUGCCCUCCAUCCGUCAGUGUUCAAGAGCUCCGGGAGGCUUGUGAUUACCUUCUUAUUCCAUUUGAUGCCAACACCAUUAAAUGCCAGAAUUUACGUGGACUCCUGCAUGAGCUGAGCAAUGAAGGUGCUCGCCAACAAUUUGAAGGGUUCUUAGAGGAUCACAUACUUCCCCUCAUGGUGUUAGCUGCCCAACGUGGUGACCGGGAAUGUCAUAUUGUCAUACUGUUAGAUGAUGACACAGUGGAGUGGGAUGAUGAUUAUCCUCCACAGAUGGGGGAGGAAUACAGCCAAACUAUUUGCUCAACAGCAAUGUACCGUUUCUUCAAGUACAUAGAAAACCGAGAUGUUGCCAAACAAGUGUUAAAGGAGCGAGGUCUUAAGAAGAUUCGCUUGGGCAUUGAAGGCUAUCCUACAUAUAAGGAAAAGAUUAAGAAAAGGCCAGGUGGCCGAGCAGAAGUUAUAUACAACUAUGUCCAGCGACCCUUUAUCCGCAUGUCAUGGGAGAAGGAAGAGGCCAAGAGUCGGCACGUUGAUUUUCAGUGUGUGAAGAGCAAGUCUGUGACUGACCUUGCCGAGGCCACUGCUGACCCUGCUCUCGACCGUGUGGUCACACUAGACCCUCCACCUGUGGCCUUGGGUCAUGAGGCUCCGGCUGAGCCAGUGUUGCCCCUGGAGGGUGCAGUGGGUGGAGGGGACAAUCACCAGGAUGAAGGAGCCAUUGGAGGAGGAGGAGGAGGUGCAACAGCAGCAGCAACAACAGCAGCAGCAGCAGCAGCAGCAACAACAACAGCAGCAGCAACAGCAGCAGUAGCAGCAACAGUACCUGCACCUUCACUGAACCCAUCUCAGCCAGUUCAUGAAUCAUACCCAGAGUGUGACUGCAGUGUGGACAUGGUCACAGCAGGGGAAUUAUGAAUAGAAGCCCUGUCUUGUUCACUUUUCUAAGGCAGGUGAUUGGUGGCCAUGAAGAGGCAACGUGAGGGAAAGCACACAUAGCUGCAAGACCUCGCCUCCUGCGUCACCUUCCUCUAACACAUCGGCAUUGGAGGUCGCUUCCCUUCAGUAACUUCAUUACAGCGCCUCUCAUUAGUGCACCGCCUCCUCCUCCUCACCAUGAUGCCUCGCCACAAAAACUACAAAAAGGUUCCAGUACUAACAUUUGGUCAUGUUUGUUUUGUGGUUGUUUACUUACUAAACUGCCAGCUUAUAAGGACAGGUUGUUUAAAAGUUCAUAUGACCGUUUGUGAUGCCUAUUAGUGAUGACUUUACUAUUCAUGCAUGAAAGGCAUGAAGACUAUAAUUGUUAUAAUACAUAUUUCUGUAUAUACUACAGUUUUUCUCUUGGGUCGGAAAUUUAGAAUUUCUAAGCUUUGAUACUUUGUCUUGUGAACAUACAGAAAAAUCAUUGCAGACUUCAUAGAUCUUGCCAAUGUAUUGAUUGCUGCAUUAGUUAUGAACAAUGAGAAUUGCAUGUACUAUAUCUCUAAAGAUGCGCAGCUACGAAGGAAAAGCUUCUCUGUGUUUGCCUUCAUAACUUGGAAACAUUGUCCAUAUUUCUUUUUUGACAUUAAUAGUUGUCUUUAUAUGGCAUGAUGCGCCAUUGCCUUAUAAUAUGUCAUGUAACAAGUAUUAUUCAUAAUGGUUUGGUGCUUGUGGUAAAUUGUGCAUGUAAAUGAAAAAUUGUUCCUUUUACAUAUAGGUAAGAUUUUGCAAUUUAUAUUGAUUAACAUAUUACUAUUAAUAUCUUUGUUACCUCUACAGUUGUUACAUAAACUUAGGCCUUAGGUAGUGCAUAAAUCAGGGUCAUAGCUUCAGUGAGCAAAUUGGAUAUUAACCUUCAAAUAUAUGGGUGGUAACAUGAAAGGUUUUAUGCACUUUAAGUUCUCAAAUUUGAAUUUAUAUACAUAAUUGUUUUACAUGGAAAUUUUUACAAAGAAAUUUUAUAAAAGAUCAUAUUAUGUCAUGUAAAUUCUUCAGAAGCUGAGUAUUUACCAAAGGCUUAAAGACUGAUCACUGGGAUAUUGUGAUAACAUCAUAUCAUAUUGAGAAAGUAAUUGAAUAUAUUAUUAAAGAAUACUGGAGUGAUUUAUUCCUUGAUGUUUGAUGCAUAAAAUUGUCUUGAGGAAUAUCUUUUAUAUUUUGAUAAAGUGACUGUUAAUAAUAAGGUAUAUAAUCAGUGAACAUUGGUUUGAUUAUUUGGUGUAGUCAUCUAAUUUAUCAAUUAUAUGAGCUGUAAAAUAAU